Messenger RNA from Acromyrmex echinatior (Panamanian leafcutter ant), 1354 nucleotides. RefSeq names its product queuosine 5'-phosphate N-glycosylase/hydrolase-like. NCBI's taxonomy places the organism in Eukaryota, Metazoa, Arthropoda, Insecta, Hymenoptera, Formicidae. The record is from RefSeq and is a predicted model, not a curated record.
UAUAUAAAAGUUUAGCGUUCGGUUGAUUUCGAAAUAAUACAAAUAAUAAAAAAUUUGUAUUUUCAUGUCAUGUUUAUUUUCGAUCGUGACGCUUGCCGAGGUGACCGCGAGGUGAUCGUGAAACUUGUCGAAGUAUAUCCGCGAUCGAAAUAAUCACAGUAGUUUGAAAUAAAGAGCCAAAAGGAGUAAACGCAACAUUAUGUCAAAGGAGAAGCAAGACAUUGAUACAAUGCGAUAUAUCGCUACUAAAUCGCAAGAUGUGUCUAUCAACAUGCGGAAAAUAAAAGAAUUAGCAACGGAGGUAAUAACUUAUUUGUCUCGCAAUGACAAUAAUAAAAAUGUUUACGCAGUAACACGUAGUUACGUGCGAUUGUCGUCCGAAUUUCAUCCCAAAAAGUAUGACAAAAGAGCGGCGGAUUGGCUGUUCGUAUUGAAUACAUUGAAUUUUGCACUUUGGUCUCUAAAGGAUAUGCCGGAAUGGAAAGUUGAUGGAUUCACUGGAUACAUGGCACUGUGCGCUGUUAUUAAAAGGGCUAUUGACAAUGGAAAACCAAUAUGGGAUCCUAAAUUUUAUACAACGCUAUCUAUAGUCGAAAUGAUACAGAUUUUCCAGGGUGAUAACAACAUUACUAUGCCACGCACAUCUCAAAGAUUAACAAUUUUGCAUGAAGUUGGAAAGGUUUUGUUGGACCACUAUGAUGGUACUUUCGCAAAUUGUAUCAAAUCAUGUAAACAGGAUGCCAUUAAGUUGAUGGUCACAAUUCAUGAUAAAUUUCCGUCAUAUCAUGACGUAGUACUAUAUCAUGAUCGAUCAGUUUGUUUGUUCACUAAGGCUUGGACAUUAGUUACCGAUAUAUGGAACUAUUUUGACGACGAAGAAGAUGAACUUAGGAUUGAAAUAGAAGAAAUGAAGCAUUCUACUAUAUUUGUUGAUUAUCGUGUUGUUCAGAUUUUCGAUCAUUUCAAUGUUCUUGUUUACAGUAAAAAAUUCUUGGAUGAACUCAAAAAAGAGGAAUUCAUUUUCCAUGGAACCAAAGAAGAAAUAGAGAUUCGCUGUUGUUCACUUAUGAUAAUAAGAUAUUUGCAUCAAAUGUUGAUAGAAACAUUGAAGCAAGAUACAUUCGUAAAACAAAUACCCGCAUUAAAAUUGCCAGAUUUCGAUUGUACGUGUCUGAUUGACAACUUUCUGUGGGACUAUCUACAAUUACAUAAUCAGCAAUUGAAGAAGAAUGUAUUAUGCAAAGUCUACACUGAGAGCUAUUAGGAUAAUAUUAUAUACACAAUACUUUAGAUAAUACUAUUUUCUCACGUUUUAUUCAUAAACACAGUUUCAAAAUAAUGGAAAGGAAACCUG